This is a messenger RNA of Diospyros lotus (date-plum), 1569 nucleotides long. Its product is annotated as stearoyl-[acyl-carrier-protein] 9-desaturase, chloroplastic-like. Gene Ontology annotation, biological process: fatty acid biosynthetic process. NCBI's taxonomy places the organism in Eukaryota, Viridiplantae, Streptophyta, Magnoliopsida, Ericales, Ebenaceae. Gene Ontology annotation, cellular component: chloroplast stroma. The record is from RefSeq and is a predicted model, not a curated record. Gene Ontology annotation, molecular function: stearoyl-[ACP] desaturase activity. The coding region runs from base 187 to 1365 and encodes 392 amino acids. The transcript has 4 exons.
GCCCCCAGCACUGCACGCAUUUGCCUGAUUUUCUGCGUUCUGCCGUCCUUUUUAUCUCCCUAUUUCUUUGUAAUUUUCACUCGCCAUUGCUCUGGUUCUUCUCUCUCUCUCUCUCUCGCAGACUUGUUCUCUCGACUUGAGAAAGCGAAAGCGAAUCGACAGAGACUCUCGAGAAUCAAUCGAGAAAUGGCUCUGAGACUAUGUCAAUCCCCUAAGCUGCCGUCCUUUUCUCGACUCCAAUCGGGAAAUCUCAGAUCUCAGAGAGUUUCCAUGGCGUCUACUCUUAACUCGGCUCCUUGGAUGGUUGAAGAUCUACAAAAGCCUUUUAAUCCUCCCAAAGUGGUGCAUGUGCAAGUGACGCAUUCCAUGCCUCCACAGAAGAUUGAGAUCUUCAAAUCCUUGGAAGAUUGGGCCGAGGAGAACAUCUUAGUGCAUUUGAAGCCAGUGGAGAAAUGUUGGCAACCUAGCGAUUUUCUGCCAGACCCAGUCUUAGAAGGCUUUGAUGACCAAGUAAAAGAGCUGAGGGAAAGAUCAAAGGAAAUCCCGGAUGACUAUUUCAUUGUAUUGGCUGGAGAUAUGAUCACAGAAGAAGCAGUUCCAACUUAUCAAACUAUGCUCAACACUUUCGAUGGUGUUCGAGAUGAGACAGGUGCAAGCCCCACGUCUUGGGCUAUUUGGACCAGGGCAUGGACAGCUGAAGAAAAUAGACAUGGUGAUCUUCUUAACAAAUACCUUUACCUUUCUGGACGGGUUGACAUGAGGCAAAUUGAGAAAACAAUUCAGUACCUGAUAGGAUCUGGAAUGGAUCCACGGAUGGAGAACAGUCCCUAUCUAGGUUUCAUAUACACCUCGUUUCAAGAGAGGGCAACCUUCAUUUCCCAUGGAAACACUGCUAGGCUUGCCAAGGAGUAUGGAGACUUGAAACUGGCACAGAUAUGUGGUACAAUUGCAGCAGAUGAGAAGCGACAUGAAACUGCUUACACCAAGAUAGUUGAGAAGCUUUUCGAGAUAGACCCAGAUGCCACCAUGUUGGCCCUUGCUGACAUGAUGAGAAAGAAAAUCUCAAUGCCAGCCCACUUGAUGUACGAUGGUCAGGACAACAACCUUUUCGAACACUUCUCUGCUGUUGCACAGCGGCUUGGAGUCUACACCACCAAGGACUAUGCUGACAUUUUGGAAUUUUUAGUUGGAAGAUGGAACGUCGAGAAGUUGACAGGUCUUUCUGGCGAGGGCCGAAAAGCGCAAGAUUAUGUAUGCGGGUUGGCUCCGAGGAUUAGAAAAUUGGAGGAGCGAGCUCAGAGCAGAGCCAAGCCAGCAUCAACUGUUCCUUUCAGCUGGAUCUUUGGCAAGGAAAUUAAGCUCUGAAUGCUGCCGCAUGAAUGAGUAUGCAUGCAGCUACUGAAUCUUCAAUUACUACACAGCAUAAGAGUAACAUUAUUAUAUUGUAAUGAACUUAAUACUUUUAAAUGUACUUUUAAAUGUACGAGGAGAUGAGUCAAAAAGAAUGCUUGUAGAUACACUUUAAUAGCUCAUGUUGGUGGAAUGAGACUAGCUUUCUAUGUUUGUUUA